ACACUAGAGUAACUUUAUCGAUAUCGAUAGCUUUUGAACACUUUUCCAGGGUAUCUCUACACGGUAGCAUCUUCCUUUCUGACUGCUGCACUUUUGCAAACAGCAUAAAGUGUUUGCGCUGCAGCUUUUUUGCGCCAGUCGGUUUUUCACGCUCAGUUUUCGUUGCGCCGCCGCUGCGGCCAGUUGUUGCUGUGUGUGAAGCGAUCCCCCCUGCCGCCGACCCUGUGCGUGAUUUACCGUUUUUUCGGUUAGCUCUGGCGCGAAACUUUUAUUUUCCCGAGGGCGGAAGAAAGGGGAGCCCCGAGAGUGCGAGCGAGCGAGGGAUGUGCUGGGGCGCAAUGGCGCGCAAGGACGAUCCCGUUUUCAAUGUCCGCUUCGUGCAACUCGUGGAGACCGAGCCGUGCCUGUGGAAUUACAACCAUCCAGGAUAUAGCAAAAAGGAGGAGGUGCAGGAGGCGUGGCAGCAGGUGGCUAACGAGAGCAAGGACACAGUUCGAAACUGCCGCGAACGUUGGCGCACGAUCAGAAGCAGCUUCCUGCGUUCGCUGAAGCUAGCAGGCACACAAACGGGUCGCGGCAAGCGGAAGUACUACCUGUCAAAGUACUUGCAGUUUCUUAUUCCGUUCACCAAGUCCAGGGCCUGUCGCUUGCAACAAAACGCCAACGCUGGCGCCAGCACAGCCGGCAUGGUGCUUCGCAAGCCGGGCAGCGUCUUGAUGCCGGGACAUGAGCCACCGGGAGCGGAAAUCGAGGAUGCCGAGGAGGAGCAGACCAAAGAGAGCGUGAAGGAGGAGGAAAUGCCGCUGGAUGUGCAGGUGUCCGAGAUGGAGGAUAAGGACCUGCCACCACCACCAACCGAUCGCGCAGCACGAGCCACUCUAGCCACCUCCUGUCUCCCCGUCAACCUGCAGGCCAUCAAGGUGGAGCAGCCGCAGCCCCAAUCCCAGUCGUCCAGCCAGAAUACCGGCCAGGGCAAUCAUAAGUCGCUCGUACCCGUUCCGGCCACCACCCUGGUGCGUCGCAAUGGCUUGGAAUUUGCGGGUCUGCCGCCUUGGUUCAAGCUCGCCAACAAAAGAUUCGUCAGGCGGCCGGGAUUAGGAUACAAUUGUGGGCGAGACACUGGACCUCCAUCAGGAGUAGAAUCGGGGACAGGACCGUCCCUGUCUUUGCCUCCGCCGGAUGCCGACUACUCCUUCCUGAUCAGCCUUCAUCCGUAUCUCAAGGAGAUGAACGGCAAGCAGAACCGUCGAUUUCGCCAGAAAGUUGUUGGACUAAUCGAUAAGGUCCUGGACAAUACAGAUACUUGAUAAGGAUUCCGUGAGAGCCUGCACCGAAUACCAGAGAGAAAUACAAUCGAACUAAAAGCAGGGAUAUCAUCUGAUUUGAAAAACAACAUAUCUAGUUUGUAAUAUUUUCAACUUUAGGAUCGAAUGCAUCAAACUUACAACAAUAUUUCUCUCUCAGUGCAGGAACAACAACAUUUUUUGUAACUAAUCACACCCAGUGUAACGCCAAUAGUGCCCAUUUGCUAUAUGUGUAAAGCGUAUUUUUACUGAGCUUUUUGUUGUUGUUAAACACGAACACAAACACCAAUUUGUUACAUGUAAAAUAAAUAUAUAAAUGCGGUUGGUCGACAGAA
Messenger RNA from Drosophila bipectinata, 1639 nucleotides. RefSeq lists its product as uncharacterized. The record is from RefSeq and is a predicted model, not a curated record. Lineage: Eukaryota; Metazoa; Arthropoda; Insecta; Diptera; Drosophilidae. Gene Ontology annotation, molecular function: DNA binding. Gene Ontology annotation, cellular component: transcription regulator complex; nucleus. Gene Ontology annotation, biological process: regulation of transcription by RNA polymerase II.